Messenger RNA from Culex pipiens pallens (northern house mosquito), 1521 nucleotides. RefSeq names its product protein OSCP1 (gene OSCP1). The coding region runs from base 26 to 1060 and encodes 344 amino acids. NCBI's taxonomy places the organism in Eukaryota, Metazoa, Arthropoda, Insecta, Diptera, Culicidae. The transcript is spliced from 2 exons. Gene Ontology annotation, cellular component: cytoplasm; plasma membrane. Gene Ontology annotation, biological process: transport. The record is from RefSeq and is a predicted model, not a curated record.
GCAGUGAUAAGUGGUUGAUAGCGAGAUGACCAUUACGAACCUAUUUAUUCUGCUAAAUCUCGGCAGCGAGAUGCUGUACGUGAUCGAUCAGCGCUUGAAAGCUCAGGCGAUUCCGCUGGACAAGUCCGCCCAGGUUCUCCGAGAAAUCACCGAGGUGCUGCUGGACCCCAAAUUUUUGCACUACAUUUCAACGGCCUACCAGCACAACAUGCUAACGGUUCAUCAGACGCGCAUACUCCUUACGGACAUUGCCUGUUGCUCGUUGAUGCGUCUCGACGUCAGCUCGAUGGAUAAGCUGUGGGAUCUCAUGGUAAUGAUUUUCAAGUGGCAAAUGUAUCUCACCAACAAGAGCGCCCAAGCGCUGAUGGAUCUGACGUUUCGUCACCUGGACGGGAUUGGUCGGUUGAUCCCGGAAAUGAGGAAGCAAAUCCUGAUCGACAAUGUGAAAAAGUCGCUGAUUGAAAUGUGGGAACCGCUGUGUGAGGAUGAUCAAAUAAUUGUUCAUCGCAGAGUGUACAAGUGGUUAAAACCAUACACAACCAAAAUUUCCAUUCUUAUUCGCAUGGGAUUGCAGAAACAAGACGGAGAAUUCGAGCCAACCCCGCACAAUAACAUAUUCUACAACUAUUACAUAAACAAUAUCGGUGAGAAUAUUUAUGCCAAAACCGCCAACCUCCAAGCAUUGAAAAGCCAAACCGAUCAGGCUGAAAACAACACCCUUGCUGAACAACAGGCUAGCAAUAGUCACGAAAUUGAUACGCUUGUUGAGCAGUUGAACAUUCAACAUUCUGAAACAGACGAUUCGGACGCAAAUGCUACGAAUGCUAGAAAUUCGGAAUCUAUCCACGGAGGACUGAACGAUAUCGUUAUCGAUCAAAACGUGGAACCGGAAGCCAAAACUACAAGUACUGAUGAACUGAACGCUGAGGGUGGAAGUAAUCUGGCAAAGUUUAUGAAGAAAAUAAAGAUGGACGAUGAUGAGCUUGUGGUGAAACAUGUCGAGGCUACCAAUCCCAAUGAAGAGCUGCUCAAAAUGUUCGAUCAAAAUUUGGAAAAUUGAAUUUUUGAGUAUGCCUCAAAGAGAUUUAUUGAUUCUAGUCCAAGAUAAAAAGGUUUUUAAAACACGGCACUAUUAGUAAUCUAUUAUAUAAAAUUUGCACUCCUGAAAACGAACAGAGUUGUUUUUUAUAAAUUUGAUAAGAAAAAUAAAUUAUUGCCGAAUUCAUUUGAACGUUUUCAUAAACAAUAUAUUGAUUGAGUUUAUCACGUUUGGAGGUUUGUAGAUUGUUUGUUUGAGUAUAUGUUAUUGUUAGCUCUAAAAUCUGAACAUUGAAAAUUGAAAUUGUCCCUGCUUUUCGUGCGUUUGAACAUCUAGAGAUACACCAUUGAAUAAAAAUGUUUAAAAUGGACCAUGGAAAAUGGUUCGGAGCAUGAGUGAUCAAGAAAAAACAGCUAUUGAAAUAAUGCGUAGUUUUUUAUUCUGUGUCAAAUAUUGUAAGAAAAUAUAAGGCUUUCGAUUGC